Molecule: messenger RNA, 4345 nt
Organism: Menidia menidia (Atlantic silverside)
Lineage: Eukaryota; Metazoa; Chordata; Actinopteri; Atheriniformes; Atherinopsidae
Source: the annotation of a GenBank genome assembly
GUUUUAACGUAAAUAAUACCUGUGACAGCGGAAGGUUUGCGCAGUAUUUCUCCAAGAAUAGCAUGAAGGGUGCACGACGUUCCCCCCGCUGUCAAGACAAACACAGUCUUCACAAGCAUUUCCGCUUUGAGCUCUCAAAAGUAAGAUUAGAUGGAGACCCAUCAAUUAGCCGCUCACCCGAGCUUGAGUGUGUAGCGACCUGAGGAAGAAUGUCCGGGCUUCAGGUGAACAUGGAUGGUCACUUCAAGAUUUGAGCGUUGCUUUGGAACCUGUGAGACCUGCUGCCAGAUGACCGGUCCAACUCACCGCUCACCAUGAAACCUGUCAGCUAUCAGAGCAUGCCGUCCUCUGUGAAUGGUGGACAUCCAGAUCUUUCGUUGGACCAUCUCUUACGCACUUCAAAUGUGAUGCGCUGUGAGAAGUGUGGGUUCGCUACUGCAGAUGCAGUUUUGUUCAAGAAGCACGUGAUCGAGCACAUGGGGACCAGGUUUUAUUGUUUUUAUUGUAACAGCGUCUCCUUCAGUGAGGUGGAACUAAACGAGCACUUGAAGCAGCACACUUCAAAGUAUCCUUUCAAAUGCCCACACUGUGGACAGGGCUAUAUGAGGAGGCGGUGCCUGUUGAAGCACAUUGACCGUCUGCACAGUAAAAGCAUCAUCCAAGGACCUCCUAAGCCUGGGAUGACCAGAAGUUUACUAGUUCCUGUCCCCAGUGCCUUAACAAGUGCACCCACUGCUGAUGUGUCACCACUGCGACCGCUAGUUCGGGUGACGUUGCCCUCCCCAGUUGCACCUGCUGUCAUAUUGGGAAAAGAUGAGCAAAGAGGGAAGACACUGGACACAAACGUGCCAAAUGCAGCCGAUAGAAAUGAAGAGCGUGUGUCCCCUUUGAGUGGGCUGAUUCAGCACAACAGGGCUCUGACAGUUUCUUUGCCAGAGGAAGUAUCCAUCCCUGCAGGAUGCCUGGUUGAAUUAGUUGAAGUGAAAACUGUCAAUGGGACGAAAGAGCUAAAGCUGAGGCUCGUGUCUCAACAAGAGAAUGAGGCUGUGAUAAAGGACACAAAAACGGCAGUUCCCCAAAACACUACAACGGGAAAGGCAUUGUUAUCCACAUUCCGUCACCCAAACACCUUGAAGCAUAUGUCUAUGGGCACGUGCACAGUCAACAGAAAAAAGUGUGAAGCAAAAACAGGAAAUGUGGAGCAUCCUGCUGUCGCCCUGGUCAAUAAUCCUAACCAUCCUCCAAAUCUAGUGAGCAAAGAAAAGAACGUUUUGAAAAGAGCGUCUUCAGAAAUAAUCAAUUUGGAAUGUAACUCUGUAAUCCCAAACAAAAUGUCCAAAACCAUGCUCAAUCCUGUACGGGAUGUAAAUGGUGGAGUCAGACUUGCACAAAUGGCAGCCGUGAACCAUAAUGCAGCUCCCUCCCCUGUCAUCUCGGGCAGGGUUGGCAACAGAUUGACAACCCCUCUGCACCCCGGCGGCAUGGGCACAAGUGUUCAAAGAGCGCUGGAUGAGAGAAAGAACAGUACUCCAGAGAAUUCCAAGAUUAUCCCACCCCGGAUGGCAUCUGACACAAGCAAUAUUAAAGACUUGUCAGCUGCUGUGAAGCUGGAGCCGGGGGAAAACCGCCUUAAAAGCAGCAGUUCUUCAACAGCAGCCAACGUGGUGUGCUUGAACCAGCAAAGCACACCUCCCUCCAAAUCCUCCACUUUACCUGUAGCAGCAGUAUCCCAAGUGAGACCUUCAGCAAUUUCAGUAAAUAAAGACAAUGUUGAGCAUAAAGGGUUUCCUAUACCAAGGACUCUAAACAAGCCAUCACCAAUAAAUCACACAGAUUUAAAAACAUCUGCUUGGUUACAGGAAGUCAGAUCUUCUACAGAGAAGAAAAGAGCCAUGUCGGAACCUGAGAGCUUCCCGGUCAUCUCCUCCGUGUUUUCAUUAAGUGACCAGCCGGAGGGAGGUCAAGGCUCCAUUCAGCCACUGGUAAUGGCUCUGCGAGGCAUAGUGAUGGAGAAAAAACAGGGCCCCGGCAGCCCGACUCAAGGCAACAUGAAAAUGAUGAAUGGCACAGAGCAAAUGUGUGAGGCUGAAACGUCAGGCCACUGUACCCGGGUCGCCUCAAAAAACACGUCCAUUACUUCAGACGCGUUGCCCAUGGAGCCCAAGAAUCAGUCUAUGAAAGUAGAAGACGUGGAUAAAGCUGUUCAGCAUACACUGGUGGCCACCCACGAUAACAUGACUGUCAAAGAAGAAAAGAAUGACAUCAAAACACCAGACACUAAUAAAUGCAGCCACAUUCCAAAUCCCAAGUUAUGCGAAGAAUCAAAAAUUGCCUCAAGUGUAAAGGAGUCCGCAGCUUCAGAUGCUCCUCAGCCCACCGACAGAAUGGAGCAUGACAUCUCCUCCAAGUUCCUCACCAUCUGUUUGAAACGGGUCCAGGUAGGCGUGUGGCGAAAACGCAAGAAGGGGCUCAAACCUAGAAUAUCCAGAUGUAAAGCUCAGGUACCCAUGGGCGGUCUGACUGACUCUUCAGUCAUCUAUCCCAUGCCGCUGAGGGAGGACCAACCAGUUAAGCGGCCCGGACCCAACCAGCCAGUGGUGGUGCUCAAUCAUCCGAAGCCCCGGGCCUCAGUACACGUUAUGACCAUGGACACUUUUCCUGACACGGGGACCUCUGAGACUGUUCCAAAAUGUCAAAUCUUAAAAAUGAGACUGGGCAAAGUUAUGGGGCAGAAGUACGAAGUGAUGGGAUGUACUGUUGGAGUUUUUCCAUAAGGACACUUAACGUCAAUGGAUGUUGGCCUGCAUUUGUGGGAAGUAUUACAAUGGAAUUCUCUUCCAAGUCGUACACUAAACCUUGGCAAAUAUUUUCUUAAUGGAAGUAUAAUAGAAGUUAUGGGUCAGUGACAUUGUCUUAUCUGUAUUAUAUGGGGUAUCCGUGUGCAAUGCAGUCUGACUGCUAUGAACCAUAAAACAAUGACUGUCUGCUGUUGUAGAUAUCAUACAGAAAUACACAGAUGUUGGGCACUGUUUCAGAAGUUUGAGAAACCAUUAGAUCUGUCAGAGGUAUGACUGCAUGCCCUUUAUUUGAAAAAGAUGACUUUUUAAAUUAACAUCUCUAAUUUUCCUCUGGCACUUCCAUGCACUUGACAGCAUUAAUUCACCAAGAAAGUUAUUGGGGAGGACUGAUGUUAUGACACCUUGUUGGUGGUGGAGGACAGACCCACACACCAUAGUGAGCUGAAAGAUCUUGGAAAAAAAAGAACUGAUUUCUAAAAUCCUCAAAAGAGAAGAGCUCAAAUUUAAAGAAAGAAAGUUGCAUAUGUUACAGACUUCUGGAUGCGAGGGCUCCUCGGCGUCUGGAUGGAGUGUAAUAUGAGGUGUGAAGUGUCAUAGCUGUACUUUAAACUGGAGUAUUAAGGAAUGUGUUGAGUUAAAUGGUAUAUCCAUUUUUGUCGCCCUUUCUUGGUCAUUGGUUUGAACUUUAUGUGGCCAGUUGUGAAGAGGUCAAUGAAAACACUACUAUCCAUUAUUGUUAGAAGGUUUCCAACAACUGCAACAACUGUUUGCUCACUUUUGGCUCUAUUGUUGACUGAAAACACAUUUUUUUCUGUCAUUUUCGUUCUAGAAAUGGCCUAUCUCGGACAUUAACACAUGUCCGUUUGCAGAGCUUCAAAUGAAGCAUAAAAAAAUACAGUCGUUUAUUAUUUUUGUUUUACUCAUAAGAGAAAGACAUGUCUUUUUUUGUCUUUUUUUGCCUGAAGUUCCUCCAUACCUGUGGUCAUUUAUGCAUACUCUGAAUCUGUUGUAUAUUUAUCAAAAAUCUAAAUCGUCUGUCCUGAUACUUUGCAGAUCUGUUUCUCUUCUUAUGGCAGCAUAGUGACACCUGUGUGUCCGUGUGUGUUGAUAGUGUAAUCAUACUGUACAGCAUAAGGUGCUAGACCUAUGUCUACUUUAUAGGUAUUGGUUGCCAACAGUUUUUAAUGUCUUAUGUUUAUGUCACCUUGAGAAUUUAUUGUAAAUAUAGCUAUAAAUAUAAAACACCUGGUGUUCAGAGUUGGUGGUCAGUAGCCGCUAACGCGCCGGCACUCAUGCUGUGCUUUUCUUACACUGCAGUAUCUGAAGCUGCUGUGCAGUCACUUUCAUAUAUUAUUAUUUUAAAUCGGGGAGUUCUAUCUGAACAUUUUAUCAGACCUCUUAUUUACUCCUUGUUCGCUUAGUUGUCACGGUUUGGGUCGGAUGUUUUUUAUUUGAUUCCAUAAGCAGUGUUUAUCCUCAUUGUGAUUCAUGCUUUUUUAAUAACAAUUGUGUAACUCUUGUUUUUUCUAUUAAAAACAUCUCAAAUG